Molecule: messenger RNA, 2524 nt
Organism: Danio rerio (zebrafish)
Lineage: Eukaryota; Metazoa; Chordata; Actinopteri; Cypriniformes; Danionidae
Source: RefSeq, a predicted model, not a curated record
AUGCAUUCACAUCACUAUCAGUAUAAGAUCUAAAUGAUAAUAAUACUGAAGAUCUAAAUAAAUGAGCGUCACAUCUUUAUAGCAUCUGCAGUUGUACAGUAUCAGUUACUUUGUCAGUGGCACUUUUUUCUGUCCUGCUGCUAUUGAAACUCCACCCUUCUCUCACUCUCUCUCUUUCUCUCUCUCUCUCUCCUCUGCAGUGUUUUCUCUGCUGCGGUCAGCACAAGUGUUCAGUGUCAGUCUGGACGAUGCAGGACUGUCUGAUCAGGACACACAUGAUCCCGGUAAGGGAUGAAGAUGCCGAAUCUCAGAGGAAGGCCAAAUCACGGCAGGCCAGACAGACUCGGAGAGCUACACAGGGAGUAACCCUCUCAGAGCUCAUGGAGGCUAAGAAGACCUUCAGUACAUCAAAACUGGAAAUUCAACCAGGUGAAGUGUGCAGAUCUACAGAGAGACUGUGUGUUCAGAGAGUUCAUGAGGACACCACAGACUCCAGUCCAUCUCUGAAAACACUAGAACAACAUUCUGAGGAUCAUCUUGAUGAGCAAGGAAACUGGAAAAGAAGAUCUGGACCCAAUCCUGAAAGGUCUUCCUUUUGCAUGUCUUCAGUAAAAGGAGCUUGUGGAUUCACUCCUAGUCUGAAGAAUCACAGGAGCUUAAAAGAGUCUGAAUGGAUGGAUGAAAAUGACAACAUUCUUUAUGGUUGCUCUGGUGCAUCUCUGGCACAGAAACUCAUUGAAGACAGUGACCUGCCUGGCCUACUCACUGAGCAAGAUCGGGCGUCAAGGUCAGAUUCCAGCGGUGUGGAUUCUCUGUCAGACCGUCUGUCGUCUCGAACCAGCACUUACACACGCAGAGAAAACAGACUCGCCUCGCUGAGCAAACCGGACGAGGACUCCACCAGCAAAGACUAUAAGAAGCUGUAUGAGGAUGCUCUGUCUGAGAAUGAGAAGCUGAAGUCUCGACUGGAGGACAGCAAACAGGAGCUCACCAAAAUCCGCUCGCAGCUGGACAGAGUCACACAGGAAAAAGAAGCAUUGGAGAAGAGGGUUUCAGAUAUGGAGGAAGAAUUAAAGGUAUUGACCGAACUGAAGUCUGAUAACCAGCGGCUGAAAGAUGAGAACGGAGCCUUAAUUAGAGUCAUAAGCAAACUUUCCAAAUGAGGAAUACCAGAUGAAGAGGAAAAACACUGAACAGAGAAAGACCAAAAUAUUUGAUUGCACCUGAUCAUUGUUAUGCAGGGUAAUGGUUUUGUCAUAUCUGCUUUUGGUGCAUCAGAUCCAAGGCUAAGGGGAUAACAAACAUUAAACAUUCAUUUGCUCAUGCUCAUGUCACUCCAUACCUGUAUGAAUUUUUUGAUUUUUGGGAAGCAUGGAGAUAAUACAAGAGAUGUCCCUUUAACCAACCCUUAACAAAAAUUCAGAGUUUGCAUGGUUUCCUGUGGCCUAAGCUCGCUUAGGUAUUUGAUGUGAUGAUAUAGAGCUAUUGUAGGCCUUGAUGUACUUGGAGCAAAGUUCUGUUUUAGUUAUUUACUUUUGGGGGGAAAAUACCUGAUGUAAAACUGCCUGGUACUGAUGAAGGUUUUUAUCCAUGGAGUGAAACUUCCAAAACUCGAAAACAUACUUUAUCUUGCUCUGAUUUUAUUUUGAAAUUAUCAACACUGAGUUGUUCCUCAAUUUUGCUUAAAUAUUUUAAUAUCAUGGCCUUCAUUGACCUGGUAAUAGUCCAGUUUUGCUGGUGAGAACUUGGUUGAUUGGUUAAUAAAGUUCAAAAACAUCUAUUGAACUAAUUGACCUAUUACCCCAUCUUAAACUGUGUUGUGCAGUGUGAUACUCCAAAAACAUUGAUACCACAGUUUGUGUUUUUAAGCAUGACCACAAAAAUGUUCAAUGAAUUUCAAGUUUUCUACUGUUAGCCCUUUUUAAAGCCCUGCUUAAAGUACCUGUUGAAAAGACCAGAGUGUGAAUGGUGAAUGGGUAUUUGCCCUGGAGAAAUUUAUUCAUAGUUCCUUUAACUAUUAGGCGGCAAUUUUUGUAUCACAGGAACUGGGAACAAGUUUAAAUAUUUAAACUGCUUUUAGGAAAACUAAAGUAGUUAUUGUUUUAGAGCAGGGUCCAACUCAGCACAAUAGGAACUACCGUGCCAAAAGUUUUGUGUUAGGCAAACAUGUCAUACAAAUCCACAUGUAAUAAUUAUAAUAAUAAUAUAAUAAUAAUACAAAUGUCUCCAAAAACUAUUGUCCCUAGAGUCUAAAAUGGUCCCAGCUGAUUGGAGAGACCCCAAAUGGUGCUUCUUUGUUAUAGGAACUGUUUGGUGUGUACAUACCACAGGUACAGGCAACUUCAUUUGAGAAAACUAAAUUGCCCACUAGCAUAGUCUCAUUUUAGAAAAACAGAAAUAGUUUACCAUUUCACAUAUACUGUACUGUACUUCCAAAAAAUAUUGCCACAAACAAGACAGUCAUAAAUUGGCUCGACCAAGCUCUAGGUUCUUGUCAUCGGUUCUCUAAAGACCUACUUGCAGA